AUGGAAAUUUCUGGGGCCCAAGAACAGCAGCAGGAUUGGUCUAUCUUGGAUGCAAGCAUUGAUGAGCUCCUGUGCGCACUUUCUGAAGCGCGCUUGACUAGUGUUGAGUUGGUUGCCCGCUAUCUCCGUCGUCUCAGCGCAUAUGACUCUUCUGGCCCCAAACUGAGUGCCGUCCCAAUUCUCAACUCAUCUGUAAUGGAAGAGGCCGCCGCCUCGGAUUCCAGAAGAGCCAGCGGCCUGCCACCCAGGCCUCUUGAGGGAAUUCCGUUUCUCGUCAAGGACAACAUCAAGGUCCAAGGAAUGACCGUCGCUGCUGGUGCUCCAGCCUUUGAGCAUCUGAUUGCCACUGAUGAUGCCGCUUGUGUAAAGGCUUUGAAAUCCUCUGGAGCUAUUGUAUUGGGCAGGACAAAUAUGCCAGCCAUGGCGAAUGGUGGCAUGCAGCGUGGUGUAUAUGGACGUGCAGAAAGCCCAUAUAACUCAGAUUUUCUGACAGCUGGCUAUGGAUCAGGCUCUUCGAAUGGGUCUGCAACUGCGAUCGCUGCCAACUUUGCAGCUUUCAGCUUAGGUACUGAGACGGUUUCUUCAGGACGAUCUCCGGCAUCGAACAACGCCCUUGUUGCUUAUACGCCCUCGCGGGGCCUUCUUCCACUGGCAGGCGUGUGGCCGCUCUACCCGACGUGUGAUGUUCUCGUCCCUUAUACGAGAACAAUGGGAGACAUGCUACUUGUCCUCGAAACUCUUGCUAGAGCCGAGAAUGAUGCCCUGGGAGAUUUCUGGAGGCAGCAGCCUUUUAUUCAGCUGCCGAAAAUUAGCCAAAUCCGACCGCAAUCAUUCCAAGAGCUAAAGAACGAACACGGACUGAAAGGAAAGCGUCUCGGUGUCCCCUCUAUGUAUAUUGGCGGGGCAAGUCCGGUGCCUAUAUCCACACGGCCUUCCGUUCUGGAUCUGUGGAGUAAGGCCAGACAGGCAUUAGAAUCAUGCGGCGCAGUUGUAGUGGAGGUCGACUUCCCACUCGUUACGCACUACGAAGACUGCGAUCAAUCUACCGACCAAUGGGCGAGGAUUGACAACAUGCCUAAGGAUUGGCUUCACACGGAAAGGCAUGAGCUUAUCGCUCACGCGUGGGAUGACUUCCUGGCCACAAAUGCACAUGCCGACUGCCACUCUUUGAGCUGUGUCGACCCUGAUUCUAUCUUUCCUCUCCCGCCUGGGUCAAUUCCAGGCGAAUUAGAAGCAGACAACCAGUUGGAUUGGACGGGACUAGUUAACUACCCGAAGAACAAACCUUCAUCUAUGUUUCAGCUUCCCGGAAUGGAAGAAGGCCUGAAGUCUUUGGAGGAUGCAAGAAGACGCACCUUGGAAAAAUGGAUGGAAGGGUUGGGGUUGGAUGCGGUGGUCUUUCCAGCAAAUGGUGACGUUGGGCCAUCAGAUGCCGACAUUGACAGCGAAGCAUCUCAGAUCGCGUGGCAGAAUGGGGUCUUGUAUUCCAAUGGCAACCUCGCCAUCCGCCAUCUUGGCGUUCCUACUAUAUCGGUUCCAAUGGGCAUGAUGGAGGACACUAAUAUGCCAGUUAAUAUCACCUUUGCUGGGAGAGCCUACGAUGACAACAGUCUCCUGGAAUUGGGGUACGCUUUUGAAGCAGCCACCCAGCACCGUCAGAUGCCACCGCUGGUGCCAGCUCUCGAUUCCGAUAUGGUUAGAAGCAACAUCAUCGCCACUGGGCCUAAUUAUAUAGAUCGUGCGACAGAAAAGAAAAUGCCUGCUAUCAAGGUUAUUGUGAAAGAUAAGAAAUUCGAUGGGUCUACAAUUCACCUGCGGGCCGAGGGUGUGGUGACGGAUACUAUAGGGGCCCCAACCGCAGCGGAUUUUACUUGCUACAUUAAUGGUGAAGCUCACAGUGUUAAUAUUGACGGUCAGAAGUGGGAUAUUCACCUAUCUCGUCCAUUAUCUAGCCGGGAAUCUCCUUGGACUCGUUGGACGAGUCCGGCUUUGGUGCAAACUGUCAUCGUUGUGAUUUACCGGGCGGCUACUGGCUGUGUCGCCGGUGAGUUGAUCAUACUGUAG
Molecule: messenger RNA, 2064 nt
Organism: Penicillium waksmanii
Lineage: Eukaryota; Fungi; Ascomycota; Eurotiomycetes; Eurotiales; Aspergillaceae
Product: amidase
Exons: 2
Coding region: 1-2064 (687 amino acids)
Source: RefSeq, a predicted model, not a curated record